Molecule: messenger RNA, 4533 nt
Organism: Neoarius graeffei (lesser salmon catfish)
Lineage: Eukaryota; Metazoa; Chordata; Actinopteri; Siluriformes; Ariidae
Product: regulator of G-protein signaling 3-like
Exons: 16
Coding region: 97-2727 (876 amino acids)
Biological process (GO): signal transduction
Cellular component (GO): plasma membrane; nucleus
Molecular function (GO): protein binding
Source: RefSeq, a predicted model, not a curated record
GCACUCUGAAAAACAGCACUGUUGCAUGUAGUGAUUCAGACAUACAAAGCUAUAAGGGAGUCACAUACAUGUGCAGGCAGGUGUAGGUCAGGAGCUAUGCAUACCAUUCAUGGACUUUGCAGGUUCUGCAUUGAACGCAACUUGCCUCAGGUUACCAUUCUGAGGGGAAAGGAUGGUUUUGGCUUCACUAUCUGCUCAGAUUCCCCUGUGCGUGUGCAGGCUGUGGACCCAGGUGGUCCAGCUCACCAGGCUGGUUUGCAGCAGUUGGACACAGUGCUUCAACUGAAUGGCCAACCAGUAGAGCACUGGAAAUGUGUGGACCUGGCACAUGCCAUCAGAAACUGCCGUAAUGAGAUCACUGUGGUGGUCUGGAGAACAAUGCCGGUCAUGAAGCCCUACUAUGAAGGUCUGAUUCACAGGCCCUCAUAUAAAACUUCUGGCUUUGACAGUCUGUCUCCUGCCACCAAGACCCAAAACAAAACGCCACCCCUGCUUUCCCGACCAUCCAACCACAAACUAAGCCGUCAUAAGAAAGGAAACAGCUCUGAGAGUGCAGGAAAUGGAACCAGGGAGCCAACAUGGUCAUGGACAGGGAAACGGGAAGAGAAUGACUACAAAACACGUACACAGACCCUCAAGGGCACCCGUGUGACAUCAUCGAAUGGUGACAAUUACAUCAUCUUGUCCCCUGUCAAUCCAGGAAACCAGAUAUUACAACCUGUUUAUCCAGACAGCAAUGGAACACUAGGAACCCUUGGGAGAAUUUAUCAGACUCACUCCUCAAGAGGAAUUCAGCAGAGCACGGCCUACCUCCAGGACACUGGAGGGGACGCGCGAGCCACAUUACGCAGGUCUCUGAACAGCAAGACAGCCACAAUUCCACCCUCAUCAUAUAGACAGAGCUUCGCCAACUACCAAAACUGCACACUUGUACAGUCACAUCUUCCCCACUCCAGCUACGGCACUUAUGUCAGCCUGGCCCCCAAGAUCCUCAUCUUUCCUGUGUUUGUCCAGCCACUGGACCUAUGCAGCCCAGAGAGAACGCUGCUUCUGUCUGAAGAGAUGAUCCUUCAUGACAGCACAAACAUGGCACUUAAGGUCACAGUGUUCAUCUACACUGACCUAAUGCUGCUGACUAGAGAGGACGAACCUGGUCGAUGCAAUGUGCUGCAGAGUCCUCUCUACCUCCAUCAAAUCCAGCUGCAAGAUGUUCCUGCAGAUAAACUGCACCUGUAUGUCUCAUACAGAAUAGAGAUAACUGAAUGUCUGUUCAGUUUGGAGGCCUUUUCAACUGAGCAGAAGAGAAGAGUUUACCAAUGUCUGAGAGACAACAUCAACAAGCAGCUCGCUCUGAGAGAAAGAUUAGGUCCUGAUCAGAUGCUAGAGCCAAAGACUGGUGAUCGGGCUGACUUGGGACUGCUAGGCUUCGGCACGCAUGGUGUUUCAGAACCAUGUUCUCCAUCACAACCCACCUGCUCCCCUCUCAGUGGUCUUACCCGAGCCAGAACCAGCAUCCCUUCUGAGUGUGUGUCAUAUCCCAGCGAGUGUGUCCAGCCCCCUCCUACAUUAGGAGACACCUCUAAAUCUGCACAAAUGGAACCUGCUGCCAUCUGGAAGGAGAGGGUGAAGGAGCCAAAGUGUGGUGAACAGGCGUCAGAGUUUGAGAAGAGGGAACAGGGUGAAGGUGAAAGCGCCAGACCCACAUCUUCAUCUUCCUCCUCAUCACCUCUCAUUAUCCCUAAACUGUGCUUAGAUCACUCCUUCAAUCCAGAUGCUCUCACCUCACCAUCCACUGAUGAUGACGAAGAACUUGAGCAGGAGGAAGAGGAGGAAGAGGACAAUGACGAAGGCUAUCUGAAGCGGAGGAGCCUGGUGGAGAUGUCAUCUCGCAAGGGCCAGCAGAGCACGAGGCUGUGUGUGCAGCGCUCAUUGCACCGGCGCACACACAGCGAGGGCAGCCUGCUGCAGGAGCCACGCUCACCACGCUUUAUCUCUGACCAGGCCAUACACUGCAUGGAGAACAGCAGAGGGAUGCAGCAGCGGUGGACUGUUCCCUCACCCCAGACCUUGAGGAAAGAACUCACAAAGAACAGAGGAUCUAUCCAUCAGAUCUGCCUGCUCUUCACUGGGAGGAGGGUCUGUGGUGAGCCAAACUGUAAGUGUCAAGUGGGGAAGAGCACCCAGAAGAAAUCGAAAAAUCUGGCAAAAGAUAUGAAGAAUCGUCUGACAUUUCUCAGGAAGAACAACAACGACAGACCCGGAAGUUAUCCAUCCAGCAAGCUUGAGAAAGUACUCAAAUCAGACAAGCCUUCUCCAGAAGAAGCUCUUAAAUGGGGAGAAUCUUUUGACCUGUUGCUCUCUCACAAAUAUGGACUCGCCGUGUUCCACUCCUUCCUGCAGACAGAGUUCAGUGAGGAGAAUCUAGAUUUCUGGCUCGCUUGUGAGGACUACAGAAGGAUCAAAUCUCUAUCCAAGAUGGCUUCAAGAGCGAAAAAGAUAUAUGAACAGUACAUCUCCAUCCAGUCAUCUAAAGAGGUUAAUUUGGACUCUUACACCAGAGAGCAGACCAAGGAGAACAUGGAAAGUAUUGGCACUGACUGCUUUGAUCUGGCCCAGAGCCGGAUCUUUGGACUCAUGGAGAAAGACCCAUACCCUCGCUUCCUCCGAUCCGACCUUUACCUGGAUUUAAUCCACCAAAAGGAGAGCGCCACUACAGAGCUUUCCUGAAGUUGCUGAUUCUAACUGCUGAGUAUUAACAUCUCUCAGUAGCAUGGAGAUAUGCAGCUUUCCACAUUAAAUGGAUGCCAAACAGUGUUUGUUGGCCAGACUCUCCAGCCUGUGUAUACCACUGUGUGUUUUGUGUUGAUAUAAACUCAGUAUGUACCGGUGAGGUAUAUUUUGAUUCAAUGCUGCCCCCUGUUGGAUAAUGCUGGUAAAGCAACAUAUGUGCUUGUUCUGCAAUGUUGAUUUCUGUGGCUGUAUUGGCAGCAUCCAGAGGGUGAAAAGCAUGUUAGGUAAGGAGGCAAACUUGAAGCAUGGAACUGUGUUGUAAUCUGCCUUCACCAAUUAUACAAAGUGAACAAGGCACAGAUGGGUGACAAAGGAAGAACUGGUGGCUCUCUCAUGCUUGGGCGGGAGACAACAUUCUUCACCACCACUGUCGUCGUCAUCAUCAUCAUCAUCAUCAAUAAACAUCAACCAAGGGAAUAGCUUUUGGAAGAAUGACAUUCAUCCCCACCGUACAGUCCCAGUGACCUGUAGAAUUUAUGCCAAGGUGUGGUGGAUCUGUUCUGGUGAUUUGUGUUGGGCCUUACUAAGAAUUUUAUGUUUUGUUUUGUUUUUUCCUUUUAAUUGUCACCUGCCUGUAUCUCAAGAAAGUGUAAACAGAAGCAAUGAAUGCCCUCUUACAUAAAUCAACUGAUUUAAAGUAGACUCUUACACCAUGGACUUGCUUGUAUGAGUUUUCAGUAGGAAAAAAAAGAGCUUUGACAACAUAGAUUAAACCUGAGCUUAAGAGUCUGUAGGAAUUAGAACAAGUCAGAGUGAUUGUGUUAAACUUAAGUUGUAAAGAGAAGCAAAAGCAGGUAAACUUGCUCAACUUUGUAAUAAUAUUUCAUAACAAGUGAUUUGUGUAUUCCAGCAAGUUUGAAAUAACACGUACUGACCUUUUUUCAUUUGAUAAUUACAAAAGCUGUUUCAGAGCUUUGACCAUAUUUCCAAUGAGCGUAUAAUGGAAAUAAACAUCCAACCGGCCAUCCCAGAUGGCUUUUUAUACAAGAAAAAAAAAGGGGGGGGGGGUGCCACAUGUUUAUUAAACCCUUUCACCACUGUCUAACUUUUUUCCAGAAAGGGUUAAUUUUGUCAGCAGAUCGAAUCAGUAAAAAAUCAAAUCCAAUCCGUUGCAAAUGCAGCAUUUCAGGUCAGUAUCAGUCUGGUUUUAAUACACAUCACAUUUUCAGGACUGUAGACUUAAUUCCAUGUCUACCCGUUUUCAUUUAAAAGUGCAAUAAAUGAGCUUACCCCACCAGCUGACCUCAUAACAGUUAUAACUAAAUGGGCAUCUUUAUUAUUUUAAUGAGAAAUUUUAUGUCUGCAGAUAUAGGUGAUUAUAAAGAGACAAGCAUUAUGAAGGUUUAGGGGAGUGUCAUGGUAAAACCUUUUUGUUGCUGAGAAUGUUUUUGUUUCCUGUUUGAAAGGAGGCUCUGUUAUUUAAGUAUACAUCUGAGAUGUUAAACAAUGAUAAAACCUCAGUGUAUUGUGUUUUUUUUUUCCCCUUGUUGCUGUGGAGUAACUAAGCAAAGAGCAUAUAUUUAGUGCAUAGGUCAGAAGUCAUAAAUUCCAUGUUCAUUUAAGGGACAGCACUUCAGUGUUUUAGGCUUCUGCAAGAUAUGUGUUUAUAUUAAAUUGCUUUUUUUUAAUCCUAACUUCUUGCUAUAAUUAUGAUUUUGACUGUAUUUAUUUGUGUGCUCACCAUCCACUUACUGCUGCCUGUGAAUGCUGUAUAUUGCGAUUUAAUAAAACUACAUGACAGUA